AUGCCCGUAUGCUCCAGGAAAAAGCCCGAAGACCCAAGUGUCCACUGGAAGCCCACGUGGCCUGCCUACCGCCUCCCUGUCGUCUUGCCCCAGUCCACCCUCAACUUAUCCAAGCCAGACUUUGGGGCUGAAGCCAAAUUGGAGGUGUCCUCUUCGUGCGGGCCCCAGUGUCAUAAGAGAACUCCUCUGCCCAGCUACGAAGAGGUCAAGCAAUACCUGUCCUAUGAAACACUCUAUGCCAAUGGCAGCCGCACAGAGACCCGGGUGGGCAUUUACAUCCUCAAUAACGGCGGCCGUGGAGCCCAGCGUCGAGACUCGGAGGCUUCAGGACGGUCUCGCAGGAAGCGGCAGAUUUAUGGCUAUGACAGCAGGUUCAGCAUUUUGGGGAAGGACUUCCUGCUGAAUUACCCUUUCUCGACAUCCGUGAAGUUGUCAACAGGCUGUACUGGCACCCUGGUGGCAGAAAAGCACGUCCUCACAGCUGCCCACUGCAUUCACGAUGGGAAAACCUAUGUGAAAGGAACCCAGAAACUUAGAGUGGGCUUCCUGAAGCCCAAGUUUAAAGAUGGUCGCGGCGGCAAUGGCUCGAGCUCAGCCGUCCCAGACAAGAUGAAAUUUCAGUGGAUCCGGGUGAAACGCACCCACGUGCCCAAGGGUUGGAUCAAGGGCAAUGCCAAUGACAUUGGCAUGGAUUAUGACUAUGCCCUCCUGGAACUCAAAAAACCCCACAAGAGAAAGUUUAUGAAGAUCGGGGUGAGCCCCCCUGCCAAACAGCUGCCCGGCGGCAGAAUUCACUUCUCAGGCUAUGACAAUGACCGGCCCGGCAAUUUGGUGUACCGCUUCUGUGACAUCAAAGACGAGACCUACGAUCUGCUCUAUCAACAGUGCGAUGCCCAGCCUGGGGCCAGUGGGUCAGGGGUCUACGUGAGGAUGUGGAAGAGAGGGCAGCAAAAGUGGGAACGGAAAAUUAUUGGUAUUUUUUCAGGGCACCAGUGGGUGGACAUGAACGGUUCCCCACAGGACUUCAACGUGGCCGUCAGAAUCACCCCUCUCAAAUAUGCCCAGAUCUGCUAUUGGAUUAAAGGGAACUACCUGGACUGUAGAGAGGGGUGACCUAGGGUCGCCCUGGCAGCACGUAAGGGUCUUCAUAUACUUAUUUUAGGAAAGGCCAACAUUUGUCAUUGAUGUGUGUAUAUGUGUGUGUGUGUGCGUGUUAUGGGACAUAUGAUACCUUUUACCUAAUGUCUUAAACUUGCAAAAUGACUGGCUUUGUUAUUUGAAAAACUGGUUUGUGUGUCACGUAUCAUUUAAGCCAUUUGAGGGCAUACUUUUGCAUAGAAAUAAAAAGCAUACUGAUGUUUGGGGCCAUGGGGAAUGUUUGGUGACUAAAUUAAUCUUUCACUUUU
Messenger RNA from Echinops telfairi (small Madagascar hedgehog), 1406 nucleotides. It is a transcript of the gene PRSS23, whose product is annotated as serine protease 23. Lineage: Eukaryota; Metazoa; Chordata; Mammalia; Afrosoricida; Tenrecidae. Gene Ontology annotation, biological process: proteolysis. The transcript has 2 exons. Gene Ontology annotation, molecular function: serine-type endopeptidase activity. The coding region runs from base 1 to 1113 and encodes 370 amino acids. The record is from RefSeq and is a predicted model, not a curated record.